AUGGCGGCCUCCCCCUCCGCCCUCACGCUCUCCCCCACCACGCGGGUGGUAGCUUCUUCGUCUGUGCUGCUGGCGCUGAGGCGGACGCCGGCGCCGCGCGUGGCCGCCUUCUCCUCCGGCCAGCUCUGCGCGUGCUCUUGGGGUGCGCUGCGCCCUCUACGGCCGGAGCUCGCCGCGGACCCUCCUCGCCCUGGCGCCGCCCGCUACAGGGCGCCUCUGCUCCAGCUUGGCGCAUUUAUUUGGAUCAGAGCCAGCCCUAUAAGGCCCAACUGCUCCCUCCCGAACUCCCCGACCCGCUGCAAAAAAAAUAAAAAAAUCCCACCCACGACCGCUCGUCCACCCCCGAUCCCCAACCUCCCCCCGAUCCCAUCGCGACUGCUGCCUACCCUGCCUACUACCGGCGCACCACCACUGACCACUCCCGCCUCCUUCCGUCACGCCGUCGUCCCCGCCUCCUACCGGCGCACCGCCAGACCCGCCCUCUUCCCUCGUGCACCGCCAAACCCCCGCUCCUCCGCGUGCCACCGCCUCCUCGCGCGCCGCUGGCCGCCGCUGUGGUCGAGCUUCUCCACCGCCACCCCGGCCACCUCCGCCAUCGCCUUCCCCAACAACCUCCAUCGUCGCCCUCCGCCCCGUCCACCUACAUGCCACCCGCCCCCAACCUCUCCUCCGGCGUGGCCCGUCUUCUUCUCCCACCCGCUCUCCUACAGUGUGGCCACACUCUGCUCCAACGCGCUCUUCGCCAUGGGGGUGCCGCUGGCCUUUGCGCUGCACGGCAGUUCAAUUCGACCGUGUGCGCAAGUCCAACAAAGGCAGCCACAGCCCCGCGCCUCCGCGUCGUUGAUGAAAGCAAACUGAACCUUAGGGGCCGCCACCUCAGGCCGUUCAAGUACGCGGCCACCGGAGGUUCGCUGUCGCAGUGCCCCCUGAAUCCCACUGCUCCCGUGCCAACUAAGAAGGAUCUGGGCCUCGUACAUUUGAUUUUGUAUGUUUUGUCAUUUUCACCUAUUUUAUUUCAGCAAAUAUGGUUGUUGAUGCUUGCCUUGUUAUGCUACUACAAAUUUGCAGGACAAAUCAAACUUCACCAUACUCUAGAACAAAAAGAUGAGCAACACAGCGGAGCUACACAAAAACGACGCCGACGUUGCCCACAGACUGUCGUGGUGUCCAUGUCGAGGUCAAGUGCCAUCCCAUUGCUGGACAACCCUCCUGGAGUCCGACACUGCUUAGUGUUGCCGGCGUUUAUGUCAAUCGUGAAACAGAGCAGAGUUUUUGUCGUACGCUUUACUGUCCUUAGAGUACGAUAUAUCAUUCUUCGCCCCCUUGGAAGGUUCAGCAUUCUAAAUGAUCAGAACAAAAACAAUAUAAAAUUAGUGUGAUGCUACUUAUGUAUGUUGGUACCAAGCUUGACGAUGUAUUGGUGUGCUACACUUGAUGAUGGGUUGUGGAUGUAGCACACGAAGUGUAUGUAUUGUUGUGUGUAAUUUUCUUGAAUUUCAAUAGCAUGUGAAGUUCAUGUUUCAGAAAUUCCUAAGUUCACAUGUACCACAUACCCAAGAAAUUGCUCAAUGAGAAAAAGGACCACCUAGGCCAUUUCAUCAA
This is a messenger RNA of Triticum aestivum (bread wheat), 1602 nucleotides long. Its product is annotated as leucine-rich repeat extensin-like protein 3. The transcript has 4 exons. The record is from RefSeq and is a predicted model, not a curated record. The coding region runs from base 1 to 858 and encodes 285 amino acids. NCBI's taxonomy places the organism in Eukaryota, Viridiplantae, Streptophyta, Magnoliopsida, Poales, Poaceae.